AUGGCAAACAAAGAAUCAAUCGAAGCACUAGACGACCUCCUAAGAGAUAUAACAGACAAUGACACUUUUGGCCAAUGCUCACAAAAAUCAAGUUUAGUAAGAUCCCACAUUUGGCCAAUGCUCACAAAAAUCAAGUUAAAGCAAAAUAUGCGCGCUUGGACUGAUGUUGCAUUCAGCACAUACAUUCUCCGGAUUGGCAAUGGCUUAGAACCAAAAGACCACGCUGGACAAAUCAAAUUGCCCUCCUUCCUAGCUCUGCAACCAACAAAAGCAGCGCCAGCAUUGGAUCAUCUUAUUGAAUUUGUCAUCCCAACCAUUUCAACAACUGAGUUUGAACAGAUUUCAUUAUCCAAUUCUGCAAUCUUGACACCCAAAAAUGAUGCAGUCGAUGAGAUUAAUGAACUAAUUACGGCCAAAUUCCCUGGACAAGAUCAGCUCUACUUAAGUUUUGAUCAAACAACCAAUAAAGCUCAAGAAGGACUGUACAUUGACUUCAUCAACUCUCUCGUUCCAUCAGGGAUGCCAACACAUAAGCUACUCUUAAAGAAAAAUAUUCUAGUUCUGUUGCUGAGGAAUAUUAACCCAUCCAAAGGACUGUGCAACGGCACAAGGCUAAUAUGCAAGGAAUUUGCCAAACACAUCAUCACUGCUGAAAUAACUAGUGGUGAAAAGAAGGGAACCACAGUUUUCAUACCAAGAAUCCCGCUACAACCAAGUGAUCCCCAAUAG
Rhododendron vialii is the source of this 729-nucleotide messenger RNA. RefSeq lists its product as uncharacterized. The record is from RefSeq and is a predicted model, not a curated record. The transcript has a single exon. Lineage: Eukaryota; Viridiplantae; Streptophyta; Magnoliopsida; Ericales; Ericaceae. The coding region runs from base 1 to 729 and encodes 242 amino acids.